Molecule: messenger RNA, 831 nt
Organism: Ophidiomyces ophidiicola
Lineage: Eukaryota; Fungi; Ascomycota; Eurotiomycetes; Onygenales; Onygenaceae
Exons: 2
Coding region: 1-831 (276 amino acids)
Biological process (GO): fructose 1,6-bisphosphate metabolic process; negative regulation of programmed cell death; negative regulation of glycolytic process
Cellular component (GO): cytosol
Molecular function (GO): fructose-2,6-bisphosphate 2-phosphatase activity
Source: RefSeq, a predicted model, not a curated record
AUGCGCCUCUACCUCAUCCGACAUGCCGAGAGUGAGCACAACGUAGCUCGGGUUUAUGCUGGUGUCACAGAUUCUGCCCUGACAAACCAUGGCAUCAUCCAAAUUGAACGACUGUCUUGUCACUUACGUGCUCAAGGUGUCCGGUUUACGCGGGUGUUUUCCUCGCCCCUCCAACGUGCUCGCAUGACUGCUGAGGGGCUGUGUAAAGAAUCUGAUGACUUGCAGCCUGUGCUAUUGCCGAUCCUCAUCGAGAAGAAUUUUGGGUCAAUGGAGGGCCAGUCUUGGAGAUCGAAUUCUACAUCACUGCCCUCGGAACCUAGCCCUCACCAUCAGGAACCCGAGACAGCCUCGUCAGUGACUGCGCGCGUUAAACAGUUCAUUGAUAGUUUCUUGUUUCCUCUGCUUCAAGCAAACCAUGAGACUGAAGUGGUCGCCGUUGUGUCGCAUGGCUUGACUUUACUAGCAAUGUGGGACACAUUGGCCGCGUUGUGCAGCGGUGAUGACCUCAUAUUUGGCCCUGCACCUCUCGCCCAACCUCGACAUCCAGGCUGGUCUAAUACCGGCUAUAUGGAGCUUGAGGUAGCGCAAUAUUCAGAGAAAGCACAUGAAGAUGUGUUCCCUGGAGUUACUUCUCAAGAACCCGCCGCUUCUACUGGCGGGCUACCUAUUCUCUCGGAUUCUGCUUUGGUUUCCCUGAAGAUCACGGUUUAUAGAGCCAAUGAAAGGCAACAUCUACAUGGUUUAAGACGCACCAGGAAUGGAGUUGGAAGCGCCAAACAUGAUCCCCAGCAAAAGCGUAUUGACCAUUUUUUCCCGAAGCCUGAGGACUAA